AUCGACCUAUUUAAGCUUGAAGCCAGGAAAUGGAACGGUGACGCGACGUAUUCAGCCUUAACAUAAUAGUGAUAUUGGUUCGGUGAAUAUCACCAUCACAGAGAAGAUGAGUAAGCGGCCCAAGAUGACGGCUCACCAUGACCAGUCUCUGCGUGCCAUGGACCUCACAGAGGACACUACUGAGCUGUAUGAGGAGCUAUACCAGGGCCCAGAUGAUGCCAAUUAUCAACAUGACCCUAAAGAGGAGAAGAAUGCCCUGGCUCCCUUCAUGAUUAACCUGUUUGGUCGCAGCGUGAACUACGUGGUGCUCGCCGUGCAUGCGAAUAUAGUACUGUAUUCUGUCUUUUUCUGGAUACAACAGGGGACUAUGCCGUAUCUAAUCAAGAAGUUUGAGGUGGACCCAGCAGUGUUUGGCUAUCUUCAGACCACGUUUGCCAUCGUACAGCUCUGUGGAGGACCACUGUUUGGAAGGUAUGGUGAUUUAUAUGGAGGGCAGGCAGCGCUGGUGUUAGCCUUCAGUUCCGCCGCUCUCUCCUACUUGAUCCUGGGUAUGUCGUUUACAGUACCCAUGUUGUUCCUGUCCAGGCUGCCCUCUGUCUUCAUGCAUGCUAUGCAAGGUGGGCAGAUGGUGGUAACAGACAUGUCUGAAGAAAAGCAGAGAUCAGACGCACUUGGGAAGCUGGGACUUUCCUAUGGCAUCGGCUUCAUAGUAGGGCCACUCGUUGGAGGAGUGUUAACCAAAGCAUUUGGAGAACAAUUUGCUGCCUUUGUGGCAGCGUCGGGGUCUAUACUAAGUAUUGUGAUAGUUAAAAUGUCUAUACCAAAGCACACCAAGCUAUAUCAUACUGAAGUCCACAAAGAAGGUAAGGAAGAUUUUUAA
Lingula anatina is the source of this 880-nucleotide messenger RNA. Its product is annotated as solute carrier family 22 member 18. Gene Ontology annotation, cellular component: nuclear envelope. Gene Ontology annotation, molecular function: transmembrane transporter activity. The record is from RefSeq and is a predicted model, not a curated record. Gene Ontology annotation, biological process: transmembrane transport. NCBI's taxonomy places the organism in Eukaryota, Metazoa, Brachiopoda, Lingulata, Lingulida, Lingulidae.